GUUUAACACACAUAACAGACAAUCAGCUAUAAUCCGAGGAAAAACCCCAGAACCUGGAUAGUACUGCAAGCUGUGUGAUGAUGUCAGUGGCAGUGUCGUCAUAUUUCCACUGGGCAUCAUCUAAACACGCUGCUUUGUAAAGGUAGACACGGUGACACGGAGCUCAGUCUAAACUGCUAUUGCGUGAGAGGCGUGCCAGGCGGAAGGUGAUAGGCAGGCGGUCGCGUUUAUCCGCUUGUGAGGAGAAAAAAAACUAGAGGGAGGGAGCGAUCUGGAGAUCUGGAGAGAGAUGGAGCAGUCGGAGGGGGCGUACAUCUCAGUAGCUCAUGGCCAGAAAGCUGGCAACGGUAUAACGCUGAUGAAAGGCAACCUAUUUUUGUGCCCAUAGAGAACCGGUUUCACCACCACCCCUGGCGGUUGUCGCCUAUCCUGCGUGUGAAAAGCGGUAAACCUGGACGACACCUUUUGCUUUUACUUCAGGAUGUCCUGGUCCUGAUAUCCCUGCCGCAGCGAACGCCAUCGGAGCGGAGCCUCCCAGACCUGCAGCAGAAACACAGUGAAAGGAUGGUGUGACAGACAGAUUUCCAGAGGAACCAGUCACUGCUCAGCACUCAGAGGGAGACCAUGGCUCCCAUGUCCCUCAUGCUCCUGGCCUUCCUCACCUGCUUCAUCGAUUUUGCCGGUGCUCAGACCGUUAUUGGCUACUCUUCCUCCUUUUCUCUUCUGGACUUGCCCAGCAGUUCUUCACCUCCACCAACCAAGCAGACUCCUCGUUUCUGGCCAUCUUUGCCUCCUAGGGGGCGCAGUGAUGUGCCCAUCAGAGCUACAGUACGGGACAGGUUAACAACUACGAAUACAGUGGAGCAGAGGCAAAGAGUCCAUCCAUCAGUGAGACAGGUCAACCCCUCUCUUCAAUCUGCCCUUUCUAUGCAGAACAUUAGUAGUGAGCUAAUUGUAACCCAACCAACUGCCUCUAGGCCCAGAACUGACACAGCUAGUUUAGCAUUCAGCAGGGCUUUCAGAAAGGGAAAUACUACUACAAAAGGCUCAACUCCACCUCCACCUGCAUUGCCUUCUGCUGAAGUGGCUGAGCCUGCAGGCGAUAAGUCAGUGACAGCAGCGAAUCCAAAGGAAGGAACAAUCAAAGAAGGGCAGGGUGUUGAUUCACAAGGAUUGGGAUCAGGUACAGUAAUGUUUGCGGAGGAGGAAUCAUCUAAUCCUCUGUCAACAUUUGAUGAUGAAAUGGCACAAUACCGGCCACAGGCACAGACUGCGACCUCUGAAGUUUCUGAUUUAAAAACUCCACCACUGGACAGUCAGACUGUGAAGCCUCACCUGUUUGCGUUGACAACCACCAGCACAACCAGCAUCGCUUCUACAGCACUGCAGACUGAGACAGUGAGGACGCCAUUGUCCCCUGUGGUAACCCAGCAGACACUUAAGACUGUGCAAUUAAAAGGUGAACUGGCACCAAACACUCCUUCCACUGACAGAGUUACUCCAAAGCAGGACUCUGUUGCUGUGAUAUUACCCCAACCAUCCUCCACCACGACUGGCUCUAGUGCUAAACGGCUCCAGCCUCCAGGAAAGCCAGUUACUGCCCCAAACCAGAAGAGUUCACCCUCGAACACCACAAAACUACAAGUGACAAAUACGUCUUUGCCCAGUGUGCUUCUUUCUACUCUGACAGCUUCCUCCAAAUCAACAACUCAGCUCAGCAAAACAGUACAGCUAGGAAGACAUGCAGCAAGCACAACUGUGCAGUCAACGAAGAUGGGGGCCUCUUCCAUGCUUACUGCAAGUGUUGUACCAGUCACCCAAACACGGUUUCGUCUCACAUAUCAGAACGGUAUCAGUCAGAGGAACAACUCUCGUCAACUAGGAAUCAUUCCUCACCUAGCUCCCUAUUCCACUUCUGAUCCAGCCCCCUCUCCCAGUGCCAGUUCCUCACCUAAUGGCACACUUCUUUAUUGGGGUCACCUAAGUCAGACACUUGCUUUCGCCUGGGAACUUCACGUCUACGGCUCAGCAAGCCUCUUUCUCCUACUGUUUGCUGGAGCUGCUCUUGGCCUCACCUUGUCCCCUGGCACAAACUGCCCUCAUCGUGGUGCUCUUGCACUGGCCAAUGCUUUGCUGUUUCUGGCUGGAGGCCUUAGAGCAGCUCUCUUUCUCAUUGACCCCUAUGGCACACGAAAAUUCCUCCCUCGUCCUGCAGUUUCAGCCAUCUACAACUUGCCCCUACACCUGCUGGUAUGGACACAUGCUGCCCUGGCACUGCUGGCCCUGAGGGUGGCAGGACUAAGCGUGUUACCGUCAACCAUGGAGCGUCCUCCUCUGGUGGCUGUGCUGGCUGUGUUGCAGUGUACCUUGCUGCUGGCAACUGAUCUGCUCUCCCCAGCCCUGUCUCCUGUGGUGCCUGUCACCCUACAAGUCCUGUCUCUGUGUUGGGGUCUGGGUAUCUGUCUGGGCUUUCUCUGCUAUGUCUUCCCACGUAUACGCUGCCCUGCUGUUCCUCAGCCUGGACUUUCCGAAGAAAUAAGGAGAAAGGCUUGGACAGGAAGCAGGAGAAUAGGAGUGAUUCUGGGACGAGUGCUGGCAGUGUGUGCAGUUCUUGGGGCAUUAUGUUGUGGGUUGCAUGUCCAUGCUACCUUGUGGCUCUAUGGAGUGUUAGGCGACUGGACACGCUUCAACUGGGGAUGGUGGUUAGUACACUUCUGGGCCCGGCUACUGGAGCUGGCCUGGGGGUUCUCUCUGCUACUCCUGAGUUCUUGGGUGUUCUGGAGGCCUCAGAGUUGCCGUGGAAGGGAAGAAGGUGGACAAGAUGGCAGAGCAGCAGGAGACUUGGCGUCCCCUGGCCAUUCUGUAGGCUCUCCUCAAACACAUACCUGUUGGUCCAAGAUAGUCCAGAGCCUGAAGGGCAAGCCCUGUAGGAAGUCUGACAGUAAUGGCGUAGGGGGCGGAGGAGGAGGAGGAGCAGGAGCAGGAGCAGGAGAAGUGCCUAACAACUGGGCAGGCCAGGAACGUCCUGGAGCUGAUAUCAGCAAGAGUCUGAUUAGAAAUCAGAACCACGAGCAGGCCGCUGUCCAGCCACGCAGUGUCAAAGACAGCAACCGGGGACGCAACCAUAGGGUCCCCUCUGCAGAACGAGGCCUAUCUGAUGGCUCUACUGGCUCCCUCCUAAGACUGCAGGCGUUUGGCCAGCCUCCACAGCGCUCGGUGAGUGGCAGUCUGGAUCAGGAUCGAGAUACUUCCCUGUCUUUCUAUGAGUUUGACCUGCGCCCCCCUUCCCCCAUUGACUUGACCCGCAGCAUUGAUGAGGCUCUGCACAGAGAACACCUGCUUGAAGGAGGGAGCCUGUUUCAUCCUUUGAACCAGACCUUACAGUCCCCUUCCCCAGGCUCAGGGGUCAGUCAAGGGCCGUGGCUUCGCAGGAACAGUGAUCCUCAGUUACUCUCAGAGAGUAGCGAGGCUCCAACAGAGUCUUCCAUGCCACUGGGUGGAAGCGUUCUCAGCAGUGUACCCAGCAGGCAGGUGACUGCUCCCCCAACACCAUCCCACCAGGGUCAUAGAUGGGCUGGAAAUGGGGCAGCAAGUGUCCCUUCAUCAGUGUCCUGCCCUGUUUCACUCCGUCCCUCCAGAACCUCAACGGGACAUUUGGGGGACGAUGGAGUGGACGACACACGACCAUUUAUCACCCCAGACUCUGAAAGUGUGCGAGGGAGAGCUGCGAGGCCAGUGGGGUCACGCAGUUACCUGGAAGUCAGUCGACAUGACGAUUCUGCCAGUGUCAGCAGUGAGAUUAUUGACCUAUGAACCUAACCUUGGACAUGAGGACCAGUGACUGCACAUCUAACACAUCCAUUUAACAAUCACUGUUCCUAACAAGGAAUGCUGCAAAUAUUGGGAUAAUAUUAUUAUUAAACUGCCUAAUAAUGACCAUUGGUCAGAAGAGGGAAAAUAUGAAAACAAAGGUCUGGGUGAUGAACUUAAAAGGUGUCACCUAGUUGCCUUUUAUCUUUAACAACUGUGUUUGUUGAAUGGAUUAGGGUAAACAUAAUUUGGGAGCAAAACUAGGAGAUGCAGCACAGCUAAACAAACACAGCACACUCCUUUUCACAUAAUUCUCUUUUGUAUGUAUAACACUGGUAUGACUUCAAGGACACUGGGACCACACUUACAUACAGUUCCUGAGAAUGGCUCAGCAAUAGCAAGUCCGUGCUUGUAACUGGCUUCAGAUUUGUGAAGCUGAUAAAUUUAAUCUUUCAAGAAAGUAAGUAGAUUUGAUAUUCAAGUUCUUGUUUGCAAACAGAGCACCACUAAGUUUGAAGGGUAAAAGACAAAUGAUGCAAUCAAGUGUCUUUGGGUCCUGUUUAUAUUGUUUUUGAAAAAAGUUUGGAUAUCAUUGGUCACUAGUUCAAUUCCAUUCCUAGAGUUUAUUUGCUGUCUUCCAUAUUUCAUUUUGCUUUGUGAUGUAAAGAUGUGCCAUACAUAGUCAAAGUUGGUUUCUGUGCUAUUUUUAAUGGUUCUAUACACCCAUUACUUGGGCUAACGCUCUCUAGCAUCUUAGCAUAGUGACUCACCUGCAGAUUACUACAUCUAAGCUCUUAACUUGCUGCUGCCAUUGCUGUACUCAGUCCAGUUUGCCUUGUAUUUUAAAACCGGUUACAUAAAGAGGCAGGCGAUAAACAACAGCCAGAGACAGCUGUAGUGUGGACACAUGCUAGCAUGUGUUCCUGAGGCUUUAAGCUGUUGAUGAAAUUGACAGACAUAAAAAUGAAACCCAACUAUGAUGCUAAAGGACAAAGCUUCGCAAUCAAUAACCACGCUUAACUUGAGCCUCUGAAUAAGAAGUUGCAUUGAAUCUGUUCAAUCUGUUUGAUGUCUGCUUACAUGCUACACAGCUUUGCAGGGCUGCAGCACACUAGACAAGCUUAGCAUGAUCCUCAAACUCUUAUAGUUAGGCCCGACUCAAUAACGGAGCACUUAACCCUAAGCCUGAGCGCUAGACUGAAGUAUUUUACUAUUAAAGAGGAAAAUAUCUUUCAAAUCUAUGAUGUAUAAACAACAAUGUACAUAGUUAUUUUUGAUGUUUCAUGAAUAAAGGUGUAUCUGAAACAAUUAUAGUUGUUACUGUGAAAGACAAUCUGAGUGAUAUUGCUUAUGCAUCUGAGCUGUGCAGACAGUUUAGGUAUUUCGACGUCAGAUUGUGGCAGAACUGUGACAGUUGAUACUUGACUGCAGAUGUUGUGUCAAGGUUUUUUGGGCUGUGCUCAGAAUUUAAUAACAAUGCAGGUUUUGCAAAGUGUACAGUUACUGGCCAGAUCUGCUGGAUUUUAAUUUCAGCUUUAGCUUUUCUGUCAUUAAUGAUGACACAAUUAUUGGGGGAGAAACAAAAAAAAAAUCAAAACACUUUAGGCCAUUAAUUCACUUGAACUGUUUCUGAUCCCCAAACUAGCCCAGUGAUUUCCCCUUCAGUCUUAAACUUGAAAGGUUUUGCUCCAACAUGAGAUUUAUUAUUGUACUUCAGUCUUGGGAUGUUGUUUUGAAUAUGUAAGGAUAAAAUGACUUUUUUUAAAAACAUUUUUUGGAAAGAAAUGUAGUUACUCAUGCCUCUGUUCCUGAUUAGAGCCAGUCCCUUACUUGUUUUCCGGUUACCUCAGGGUGACUUGCAGUACCUCCCAGUGAUGUGAGAUGCUUAAGUUGUUUAGUAUUUACAGUACAAUGGCCUUUUGUUGCUGUCUUACAUUCCAGUGAACCUGUAGAAUUUCACCGUAUCAGCUCUCGCCGUUACCUGUUUUACUUCAUGGCAGCCGUGGUUCCUCCAGCAGCUGUAGUGUUGUCCCACAAAGCAGUAUGUGCCAUAGAAAAUGUGCCCCUUUCGGUCUGUAGCCAAUUUGCAGGAGUACAGUGUUAGUGUUAUCGGUUUACUUUGCUCAUUGAACUUUUGUUCUCCUAUUUCUUGCUGCAUUUUACGUUUGGAUUCAAAUAAAAGUGAUAAAACUCAAA
Messenger RNA from Archocentrus centrarchus (flier cichlid), 6006 nucleotides. Its product is annotated as proline-rich transmembrane protein 3. Lineage: Eukaryota; Metazoa; Chordata; Actinopteri; Cichliformes; Cichlidae. The coding region runs from base 625 to 3813 and encodes 1062 amino acids. The transcript is spliced from 4 exons. The record is from RefSeq and is a predicted model, not a curated record.